Messenger RNA from Melopsittacus undulatus (budgerigar), 1869 nucleotides. RefSeq names its product phosphoenolpyruvate carboxykinase 1 (gene PCK1). Gene Ontology annotation, molecular function: phosphoenolpyruvate carboxykinase (GTP) activity; GTP binding; manganese ion binding. The record is from RefSeq and is a predicted model, not a curated record. Bases 1 to 1869 code for a protein of 622 amino acids. Lineage: Eukaryota; Metazoa; Chordata; Aves; Psittaciformes; Psittaculidae. Gene Ontology annotation, cellular component: cytosol. The transcript is spliced from 9 exons. Gene Ontology annotation, biological process: gluconeogenesis; cellular response to insulin stimulus; hepatocyte differentiation.
AUGCCCCCACAGUUGAAAGCAGAGGUAAACGUCAUGCCCAGAGUUGUCCAGGGGGAUCUGGAGAGCCUGCCUCCAGAAGCAAGGGAUUUCAUUGAAAGCAAUGCCAAGCUGUGCCAGCCUGAGAGCAUCCAUAUCUGUGAUGGCUCAGAAGAAGAAAAUAAAAAAAUUCUGGACAUCAUGGUAGAACAAGGCAUGAUCAAGAAGCUGAGCAAGUACGAGAACUGCUGGUUGGCUCUCACUGAUCCAAGAGAUGUAGCAAGAAUUGAGAGCAAAACUGUUAUCAUCACUCAAGAGCAGAGAGAUACUACUCCAAUCCCUAAAACUGGAACUAGCCAGCUGGGCCGCUGGAUGUCUGAAGAAGACUUUGAGAAAGCCUUCAACACCAGGUUCCCAGGCUGCAUGCAAGGACGUACGAUGUAUGUCAUCCCCUUCAGCAUGGGGCCUGUUGGGUCUCCUUUGUCCAAGAUUGGGAUUGAGCUGACAGAUUCACCAUACGUAGUGGCCAGCAUGAGGAUCAUGACACGAAUGGGAACAGAUGUUUUGAAAGCCCUGAACAAUGGGGACUUUGUAAAAUGCCUUCACUCGGUUGGAUGUCCUCUGCCACUAAAAGAACCAUUAAUCAACAACUGGCCGUGCAACCCGGAGUUAACGCUGAUUGCUCAUCUCCCUGAUCGCAGAGAAAUCAUUUCGUUUGGCAGUGGUUAUGGAGGAAACUCCUUACUGGGGAAAAAAUGCUUUGCUCUCAGAAUUGCCAGCAGAAUUGCCAAGGAGGAGGGCUGGCUAGCUGAGCACAUGCUGAUCCUGGGCAUUACCAAUCCAGAAGGUGAAAAGAAGUAUUUUGCUGCAGCAUUCCCUAGUGCAUGUGGAAAAACUAACUUGGCUAUGAUGAACCCAAGCCUGCCAGGAUGGAAAAUUGAGUGUGUGGGUGAUGAUAUUGCCUGGAUGAAAUUUGAUGAACAAGGCAACUUAAGGGCAAUCAAUCCGGAAAAUGGCUUUUUUGGUGUCGCCCCUGGAACCUCAGUCAAAACAAAUCCCAAUGCUAUUAAAACCAUAUUCAAGAACACCAUCUUUACCAAUGUUGCUGAAACCAGUGAUGGAGGUGUCUAUUGGGAAGGCAUUGAUGAACCGUUACCACCAGGAAUAACACUGACUUCAUGGAAGAACAAGAAUUGGACCCCAGAUGAUGGGGAACCUUGUGCUCAUCCCAACUCACGAUUCUGCACUCCAGUCAGACAGUGUCCCAUUGUGGACCCUGCAUGGGAAUCGCCUGAAGGUGUGCCCAUUGAAGCGAUAAUAUUUGGAGGCCGCAGACCUGCUGGUGUGCCUCUUGUAUAUGAGGCCUUUAACUGGCAACAUGGAGUAUUUAUAGGAGCAGCUAUGAGAUCUGAAGCAACAGCAGCUGCUGAGCACAAAGGCAAAAUCAUUAUGCACGAUCCAUUUGCCAUGAGACCUUUCUUUGGCUACAACUUUGGCAAAUACUUGGCCCACUGGCUCAGCAUGGCACAUCGUCCAGCUGCAAAACUACCGAGGAUCUUUCAUGUUAACUGGUUCCGGAAAGACAGCCAAGGGAAAUUCCUGUGGCCUGGCUAUGGAGAGAAUUCCCGUGUGCUGGAGUGGAUGUUCAACAGAAUUGAAGGGAAAGCCUCUGCCAAGCCAACUGCCAUAGGUUACAUCCCUGCUGAUACUGCUUUGAACUUGAAGGGCUUAGAGGAUGUCAACUUGACCGAACUGUUUGAUAUCUCCAAGGAGUUCUGGGAAAAGGAGGUAGAAGAAAUCAAACAAUACUUUGAAGUGCAAGUUAAUGCUGACCUUCCCUAUGAAAUAGAAAGGGAAAUGCUUGCCUUAGAGAUGAGGAUAAAACAGUUGUAG